Molecule: messenger RNA, 2104 nt
Organism: Perkinsus marinus ATCC 50983
Lineage: Eukaryota; Perkinsozoa; Perkinsida; Perkinsidae
Product: serine-threonine protein kinase, plant-type, putative
Exons: 20
Coding region: 30-1982 (650 amino acids)
Biological process (GO): protein phosphorylation
Molecular function (GO): ATP binding; protein kinase activity
Source: RefSeq, a predicted model, not a curated record
AGUUGUCGGCAUUUGACAUAACAGCAUCAAUGCGUCCUAAUCACGCUGCCCCAACGGAUGCAAACUUGAAUUUCAUCUCACUUGAGUAUCCUUACGAGGAACUGCGGCGGGCGACCAAUAACUUUUCUCAAGACAACGUCCUCGGUACUGGUACCUACGGAUGUGUUUACCGUGGCCAACUCAAAGACGGCACUGAGGUUGCAGUGAAGGUGCUGCAAGCCCCGAAGGAGUCAGGUUUCAAAGAGGAGGUUAAAGUUCUGUCUAAGUUCCGACACGCCAACUUAGUCAUCCUGAUGGGAUUCGCCCGGAACGGUCAUGAACGGUGUCUCGUCUACGAGCUUCUCUCUGGAGGUGAUGUAUCAAGUCGCCUACAACCUUCUGGUCACCCUUCGUUCAACUGGUAUCAGCGGCUCAACGUCGCCUUGGAUGCUGCCUUAGGACUAAGUCAUCUACACAAUGCAACACCGCGGGUCUUUCAUCGAGACAUCAAGACCCAGAACAUCCUCCUCGAUAGGAACGGCUCAGCCAAGGUUGCAGACUUCGGUCUUGCGUGUCUCGCCGAGCAUCGCUCACUGGGCCACUUCAAGGUCCAGCAGUGCUCAGGAACUAUCGGCUACGCUGAUCCAGCAUACAUCAACACCUCGGUGGUAACUGAGAAGACCGAAGUCUACAGCUUCGGCAUGGUAUUGAUUGAGCUCUUGACGGCUCGGCCCCCCGCAGUACAGGAUCCCUCAACGGGACAGAUACUUUACAACUUUCAGAAUGUGCAAGUAGAUGAUAGUGCUCGGGUGGCGAAUCAACUGGACCCGCGAGCUCAUUGGCCUCAGCAUUCAGCCAUCACUGGAGCUCUUAUUAUGCUUGCAUUGAGGUGCGUCGAUCAACGUGAGCCUAUAUCAGCAUCUAGGCCCCGCUUUGUGGACAUAGUCGCUGAGCUUCGUCAUAUAGUGCGUCAGGCUGAGCAGGUACGAGGGGGAGCUGCAAUAUCGACACCACCAUCCGCAGCACAGCGAUCGAGCUCUACUCGAUCGCCUACACCAGCUGAUGCACCGCAGUCUGAGGUUCGCCGCAGUAACAGUGUACAGAGACAGCGGCAGCCUCAAGACCCAGGCGUGGUGGUCUAUCGUCGUGAGGUCCCUGGAGAGAGGCGGGCGGGGUAUGUUCAGCCGCCGAGAGCAUUCGCGGGGGCGUCCUUGUCGCCGCAGUCACAGUACAGAAGGAUUCUUCCUCACAAUAGAUUUGAGGCCAGAGGUGGUUCGAUGGCUGCAAACGGUGGCACUUGCUCCAGUCAAGUUCCGGGCCAUAUAGUCUCUCGUGGAGGCGUUGCUGAUACUACUCCGUCGAGCAGUGCAUCGAGCACACCUAUACAGCAACACAAUAAGAUAAGUCCUGCAUCUAGUUCUCGCCGAGGAGAAUGCGGGGAGGCAGGAGUACGGAUGGCUCACGGCGCCUAUCAACAGCAAAGCACCGCUGAUAAGUCUGUCAAUGAUUCGGUGUCGUACCAUCGAAUGGAGCAUGUGACCAUACGUCCGCGGGCAUCGCCAGUAACCCAGCCGGCGACGCCACUGAGUGUUCCUGACCACUCCUUGGAGAAUAGUGCAUUCCAGUUCAACCAUAUGAUCACUGGGUACGAUAGAUCCAGUAUACAGAGCCAGACCAUACCGGAAGAGAGUUACUCGAACUCAUCAGACAUGGAUCCAGAGCUUGCAGCAGCGGUUGCUCUGUCCAAACUCGAGUCGCGUGACGGCAAUCGGUUCUAUGAUGAGGACCCGAUUAGCAUAGAGAGUCUCAAUCGACUGACGGACCGGGAUAACAAGGCGAAGAUUGAGCAAGUUUGCCGUGAGUUUGGCUGGCCUCACGAGCAAGUUGCCCAGGCUUUCAGAGUCAGAGGAACUGUAGACGCUGCUGUUGAGUACAUUCUAGAGAAGGCAUCAACGGCUGACAGUGUUGACAGAGCCCACCAGGCGAGCAGGAUUCGCAGAUGAGGAAUGUCCUACUCAAUGAAGGCAGUCUUAUGUGCAAGGCCGAGUAAUAGAGGAGAAUCCUCAAGAUAAUUAGCAGUCUAGUUUCGUAUUGCCUUCACUUUGGAGUCUGUCAGUAAAAUACG